AUGCCCAAGUCUCUCGAGAAAACCAGAAAGCAGAUUGCUAAGAAGCGACAUGGGACCAUUGGUGCCCUGCACGAGUUCUCCCGCAACUCAAAGAGGCUUCACAAGGCUCAGGUCCGAGAUGAGCGCCUCGAGAAACUCGCUGCCACCAGGAAAAAGCACGAUCAGCCACUGCUCGAAAGGGUGACCUUUUUCCAAAAGGCUGCCAGGGAGAAUGAGAAACACCCGUUCGACAUGGACAAGACCCAGGCCUUUAUCAGCCAAUAUGUCCAUCAGUACGAUGAGCAAUACGAUGCCGUCAGGAAGACCCGCAGGCCUGGAAGACCCGCAAGUGCCAGAGAAGACCUGCUCAAAAUGAAGGUCGACGCCCUGGAGAAGGAGCACCAAAACGGGUUCUUUGUCCCAGACCUCUCCAAGCAGGAGAACUUGGAUCUGCUCGACAGGUGGGAGGGAUCGUGGGCCUUUCUGGCUUCCCUGUCUUGGGUUCGUAUAUCCAAAACCGGCACCAUCAAGCCAUCUGCCUUCCCGCCCAGCUCUCAGUGA
Cryphonectria parasitica EP155 is the source of this 540-nucleotide messenger RNA. RefSeq lists its product as uncharacterized. Lineage: Eukaryota; Fungi; Ascomycota; Sordariomycetes; Diaporthales; Cryphonectriaceae. Gene Ontology annotation, cellular component: nucleus. The record is from RefSeq and is a predicted model, not a curated record. The coding region runs from base 1 to 540 and encodes 179 amino acids. The transcript has 4 exons.